Molecule: messenger RNA, 234 nt
Organism: Clunio marinus
Lineage: Eukaryota; Metazoa; Arthropoda; Insecta; Diptera; Chironomidae
Source: the annotation of a GenBank genome assembly
AUGAACAAUAUUCGUGGUAAAAAUGGCAUCAACAUCACCACCACAUGGUAUUGUUCUAUUGAAACAUUGAAAUUCCAUGACAAAAGCACGCACAAAUCAGCAAACAAAAGAUCUCAAAGCACUUUUGAUUUCACAUAUAAAAACUUAUUUGCUAUAAUAAUUCAGUUAUGGGUGGAAAGUUUUUGUUAUCCACCUAACAUCAACGACAGUAUUGUUAGCAUGCAUAGCGCAUGA